AUGUCUCGUCUUUUCAUUUUUAUAAACAUCUUAUUCAUUUUUACCGCAAACACCACAGCUUUGACUGAACACUACGCAAAGCCAGAUCCAAUAUCAAAGCAAAAGCCAAAUCCAAUACCAAAGCAAAAGCCUCAUAGUUUUGCAAUUCCAAUCUUGAAAGACACCAAAACCGGUCUCUACUACACUAACAUGACCGUCGGACAGCCACCACUCACCGUUAACCUAGUCCUAGACGUUAGUGGCUCAGCCUUGUUCUUCCAAUGCGGCGGCUAUAAGUCAACCUCCUAUGACUCUAUCCUCUGUGGGUCCCGUUGCUGCUCAACACCUAAAGAUGAAUGCUUCCAUAACACUUGCUACGGCGACUUCAGACCUACAUGCAGAAAGGAGACGUGUAUAUCUGGUGAUGUCAAGUCCCACUUAGGCGUAACCAGUGAACUUAAUGAUCUACUCAAGGACAAUGUGAUCCUAAGCUACUCGUUGUCAUCAUCAGAAAAUUUAGCACCCAAACUCCCAGUGAGGGCGCGUCUCGUUUGCAUAAAUUUCUUUGAUGCCUAUACAGAGCUUCCUUAUGGUGCUAACGGCGUUCUCGGACUCGCUAAUAGCUCUGCGUCUUUCGUUACUGACCUAGCCUCUUCUUACAAGAUCUCCCUCAAAGUGGCUCUUUGUUUACCUUCCAAGUCCGGGAAGGACUAUUCCGGGAAUGCUUUUAUUGGCGGCCGUCCGUCUUUGCUGCCUCCAAACCGUGAAGAUGUCACGAGUUUAAUGGUUUCUACUCCUUUAAUGAAGUUGAAACACGAACCUAUUACAAUCUAUGCCAUAGAUGUCCAAUCUAUUGAAGUCAACGGUAAGAAGGUCGCUUCUAUUAAAAACAGUGGUCCCUGGGGAAACGCACUAAUCGGCAGACCGUUCCCUUACACUAGCUUGGAGACUUCUGUUUACGACGCUCUUGUCAAAACUUUUGCCGAGAAAGCCCAUAAGACAAACGCCGUGGCUCCCUUCACUAACUGCUUUAGCUACGAAAGUUUUGGAGGAAAGUCUUUGUUGGGAAAGGAGGUUCCGGUGAUUAGUUUGGUGUUGGGAGGUGGAGCCAAGUGGGACAUCUACGGAUCAAACUCGCUGGUGAAGGUGAAUGAGAACGUUGUGUGUCUAGCGUUUGAAAGAGGAUAUAACGAGGUAUAUACGAUUGAUAUUGGUUUAUAUCAAAUGGAAGAUAAUCUAGUUGACUUUGAUCUUGACACCUCCAAGUUUUCUGUCACAUCUUCGCUUUUGCGUCACAACACAUCAUGUAGUCGAGAUUCAUGA
Messenger RNA from Brassica oleracea var. oleracea, 1302 nucleotides. RefSeq lists its product as uncharacterized. Bases 1 to 1302 code for a protein of 433 amino acids. The record is from RefSeq and is a predicted model, not a curated record. Gene Ontology annotation, molecular function: aspartic-type endopeptidase activity. Lineage: Eukaryota; Viridiplantae; Streptophyta; Magnoliopsida; Brassicales; Brassicaceae. The transcript has a single exon. Gene Ontology annotation, biological process: proteolysis.